This is a messenger RNA of Drosophila mojavensis, 775 nucleotides long. Its product is annotated as dynein light chain 1, cytoplasmic. Gene Ontology annotation, cellular component: cytoplasmic dynein complex. Gene Ontology annotation, biological process: microtubule-based process; cilium assembly. NCBI's taxonomy places the organism in Eukaryota, Metazoa, Arthropoda, Insecta, Diptera, Drosophilidae. Gene Ontology annotation, molecular function: dynein intermediate chain binding; dynein light intermediate chain binding. The record is from RefSeq and is a predicted model, not a curated record. The transcript is spliced from 3 exons. Bases 169 to 438 code for a protein of 89 amino acids.
CUUAGCUGAAACAGUUUACGACAAGCAAGCAAACUGUUAACAACUCAGUGCGUUCCCAGCUCGAAGUAUUUUUUUUUGUGAAUUUAGUCACGACGAGUGCGCUUAGCGACGCAAAGAAGACCAUAUUCAAAGUGAACAAAACCCAAGCGAAACAAAACAUAAAUAAAGAUGUCUGAUCGCAAAGCUGUCAUUAAGAAUGCUGAUAUGAGCGAGGAGAUGCAGCAGGAUGCUGUCGACUGCGCGACACAGGCCCUCGAGAAGUACAACAUCGAGAAGGAUAUUGCGGCUUAUAUCAAGAAGGAAUUCGACAAGAAAUACAAUCCAACAUGGCAUUGCAUUGUCGGCCGCAAUUUUGGAUCGUAUGUGACACACGAGACGCGCCAUUUCAUAUAUUUCUAUUUGGGCCAGGUGGCCAUUUUAUUGUUUAAGAGCGGUUAAAGUAUUGUCGAGUCGGAUGAAGUGGUGGUCAGGAGGCUGGAGGAGCAACAGCAGCAGCAGCAGCAGCGACAACAACAACAACAUUUAGAUGUAGCAGCAACUGCUGCUGCUGCUGCUACUGCUACUGCUACUGCUACUGCUACUGCAGCAGCAGCAGCACAACAACAACAGCUGCAGCAGCAGCAGCAGCAACAGGGACAGCAAAUAGAUGUGCAGAUGGAAGUGGAACUGGAGGAGGGCCAGGGGGAUGAGCUGGAGGAGGAGACGACAACAACUACAACAAGAACAACAUCAACAGCAACAACAACAGCUGAUCGCGAUGUGGAGUUAAUGGAAC